Ectocarpus siliculosus is the source of this 3792-nucleotide messenger RNA. The record is from the annotation of a GenBank genome assembly. Lineage: Eukaryota; Phaeophyceae; Ectocarpales; Ectocarpaceae.
AUGAUGAGCGCAACAAGCCCAGUAGGCUGCUGCUGCUGCCCCACGAAGGUAGAGCGGCGACGACGUCCUCGACGACGAGACCAGGACGAGGCGCAGCGGGAGAAGUCGAGCAGCGCCAGCAGGAGCGUCACGCGAGGGAGCAGGCGACGCCGGCAAGGUUCGGGCCUGGCGACGACCGUGCUCUUCGCCUCGUCGACCGCAGCUGCCUCCGCCGCCGCUGCUACCGCUGCCUCAUCUUCUCGGGACAUCCCGUCCUCGCGCAUGGCGAGCAGGAGCGCGUCGUUGCAUCGCCACCACCGAAGAGAAGCGGCCUUCGCUUCGCCGGCAGGCAUCGCCGAGCCCAUCGGCCGCUGGGCCGCAGCUGGCUGCCGCCGCCUGGCCUCGGACAUGACACAGCACGGCGCCGCCGCCGUGACGGCCGGGGUCAGGAGCCGGGCGACCAGGUUUCUUCUCCGCGGGGGCUUGCGCGAUCGGAGCGGUGACGCCGAUGGCGGCGACAGCAGCAGCACUGCGGCAGCUAGCAGCAGGCUGCGAAUGAUCGCUGGAGGCUUUUCGGGUGAUUUCAUGCCGCAGGACGAGUCCUGGAAGCGGGGGAGUAAGGCAGCUCGGCAGGAACACGACGAGAGAACGGGCGGCGGCGGCGGCGGCGACGGCACGCCGCUGGCGUCUUCGCAGUCCGACAUCGGGGCCCAUUCGGACCCCGCCGCGUCCGAAGAGGACGAGGUCUACUCGUGGGCGCCCAAGCAGAACGGGCAGGGGUCGUGGGACGGCGGCGGGGGUGCGGCCGCUGCUACCCUCCGCCGCCGGGAGGACACCGCCCCCGUCUGGCGCGUCGACCUGAAGCGCGGCGUUUACACAGGAGAUGUCAAGGUCAAGCAGCCGCUAGGCCUUGACCUGGCGGAGUGCAGCGGGGGUGUCUGCGUGUCUAGGGUCCGAGCGGGGUGCAGCGCGGAGCGACAGGGGGUCCGAGCCGGCGACCGGAUCGUGGCGACGAGCGCCACGCUUGGAGACGUCCUGUGGGAGAAGAAUACGGUGGACGGGAUACUCUCGGCAGUGGGCACCCGCCUCGUGUUCUCCAACACCGUCACGCUGCGGGUCGAGAGAGCGCUUGACGCACAGCAACUGGCCGCGGCGAGGUUCCGCGAGUCGGUGACCCAGACGUACGAGGUUACACUCCAGAGGCCCCCCGGGCUCAUCCUGGAGCAGGUGUGGGACCCCGCCGGCAGCGGGCAGGCGGACAGCGUGGUCGUGGCGGGCAUCGUCCCGGGGAGCCCCGCGGAAUCGAGCGGUGCGGUGGAAUGCGGGGACACAGUGGUGGCUGUGAGCAGUUCCAUCGGGAACAUCAUGUGGCCCUACAGGCAACUGGAGGGUGCACUGAGCGCAAUCGAGCGGCAUAUCGGGAGCACCAUCAACAUUCGGUUUCAGCGCACUGUCCAGAUGGGGGCGUGGAAGGACCCUUCCAACACGGACACGGACAGAACGAUCGAUAGCACCCUCAAGGUCUUCCGCGAGAGGGAUGUCGCCGCGGCCACCUCCACCGGCGCCGGACCCCUCGCCGCCGCCGCCGCCGCCGCUAAGAACGCGGGUUUCGACGUCGACGGAGGCCGGCGGGUAAGCCGAGGCUCCGCCGCCGUCGCCGUGGGUACGUCCGCGGGUGCGGCGGGCGGCGGCGGGGCGGUGGGCGCGCUGAGCGCCCAGGAUGACGAGGCUCGGACGAUCGUGCUGGAGAGGUGCGGGGCGCUGGCGCGGUCGUACGGGGCGAAGAGGCAAGCCAUCGCCGUGGACAACCUGCUGGCGAGCAUGGUGAAGGCGGGCGUUCAGAUGAACGCCCGGUUCCUGAACAACGCUCUGAUGGCCUACCUGUCGUGCGAGGAGCCUCAGAAAGCGGUCGACACCUUCCACGCGGUGACGGGCAUCAUCUGGCCCGACCUCCCCCCGUGGCCGGACGCUACCUCCGGCAAGGGAAGGGCAAGGGCCAGGCAGCAAAAGAAGGCCGCCGCCGCCGCCGCCGCCGCCGGUGCCGCUGGUGCCACCGGUGCCACCGCCGAUGGCGUAACCUCGGACACCGACACGGCGGAGGAGGAGGCGGCGGCGGCGGCGGCGGCAGCCGACCAGUUCCCCGAGGACUUCCGGCUGCUCCGGGCGGGACCCUCGACGGCAGACGCGGAGGCGCUGGAAGCGUCGUCUUGGGAGGGGACCGGGGGACAGCGGUUCCUGCAGAUGCGCGCGGUCGCCGAGCAGGUGGAAGGAGGCGGUAGCGUCACUCCGGCGGCGUUGAGAGCGGUGGCGGUGGGCUUAGACACAGCGGCGGCGGCGGCGGCGGCGGGCGGGGGCCCGUUGAAGCGGCCGGCGUUGGGCGAGUACGUGGGCGGGUGCCGGCCGAACGGCAUGCUGGUGGCGACGGUGGUAAAGGCGCACGGGAGGCGGAGGAGGCUGGACGACGCGUGCCGCGUGGUACUGAGGAUGGUGGACUGGGGCAUCAAGCCGGACGUGGCCGUGUUCAACUCGCUCGCGGCAGCGGCCGUCUGGAACGGGAGGAUGGACCUCGCGCUCCAGGUGGUGCUGGGGGGCAUGAUGCAGGCGUGGGGUGUAAGCCCAAACCAGCUAUCGUACAACACCAUCAUGGACGCCUACGCCAGGGAGGGCAAUGUCGAGAACGUCGUCAAGAUCUACAACUUCAUGCAGGGAGAAGGGAUCGCACCCGACGUGGUGACGACAACCAUCGUGGUGAAGGCCCAAGUGGGAAGCGGAGACGUGGACGCCGGGGCGCGGACCCUGAUCGAGAUGAUGAAGGUGUCGAACCUUCGGGACAAGCUCGACGCCUUCCCGUUCAACACCAUCAUCAAGGGGCUGAUGAAGACACUGGAGUGGGAGAAGGCGAUGGACCUCUUCCGGGGCAUGCGGUACCACAACGUCAAGCCUAACCUCCUGACUUUCAACACCCUCAUGGCGGGCCUGAACAAGGCCCACGUUCCCGCCGUCACGCUAGAGCUGUACGACGAGAUGAUGGAGGUCGGGGGCAUGGCGCCCGACGUGUACACGUACUCGAGCCUCGUGACUGCCUACGCUCGGCUCGGCGACGUGGAGAACGCCGUCAAGACCCUGUCGGACAUGUCCAAGAGCGGGGUCAAGCCAAACCGUUUCACACUCUCAUCGGUCAUGCAGGCGUGCAUCAAGGGGGGACAACCCAAGACAGCCUUUCAGGUGCACCGCCAGCUGACCAAGAACGGGGCCGUCCCUACGGACGAGGUUAUCGCCACGCUCCUCGUACAGGCGCACGCCAUGAUGGGAGACUUCGACGAGGCGUUUCACUCCAUCGCGGCGAUGGGCAAAUCUGGCCAAGACAACAAGAUCGCGUUCAACCACCUCAUCAAGGAGUGCGUGCUUGCGGGGGAGUUCGACAAGGCCUCGCAGGCUAUCACGCGUAUGGUGCACCAGGGCAAGCGAGGGAGGGGUAUCCGCUUCGACUACAACACCUUCAACGCCGUCUCCGAGGUUCCUCGAGGGUACGACGGCACCGAGGUUGCUGCUUGGCCACGGCUAACAUUUUUGAUGAAAACGAAGGACAUCGUGCUCGAGAAGAAGUGGGAGUACAGCUCCACGCUGUACCUCGCAAUCCUGUACGAGUGCAUGGCGAGGCAGGACUACGCCAUGGCGGACAUGGUUGUGGAGGAACGUAAAGCGGGGUUGGUUCACGUCCACCCCGCGAACCGACGGGAGGUGGCGGAGGUGGAGGAGAAGAUUAGCUUCAAGCUAAAUCUCAGACCAUCCGAGACGGUCUGGAUAUCAUGA